AUCGAUCGGUCCUCUCCCUACGCGCGUGUACGACCGACUUCAACCAUCACAAACCCAUAUUAUUAUCUUUUUUUUUUUUGUACUCGUCGACGUUACUACUCGCUAUGUGCCAUUUGCCACAGCAGCGUACGUACUCCACCCCGCACUCUAUCUUUUUUCAAUUUUAUUCUAUCGUUUAGUCCUCUAACUUCGAUAUUAGUUUCAAUCGUCGACAUGAGCGCCAAGUUUGCCGUGCUGGCCGCGUUGUCCCUGUACGCUUGUACGAUUCCCGAGUGCGUUUCUCACGAACACGAACCGGUCAAAACCGCCCUGUUGCAGACCUGGGCCGAAAAACUGUACUUCGAACUUUGGAACUGCGGAGAGUAUAUUACCAAUAGAAAAUCAUUGCAAGCCAAAUACAAUAAGGAAGCAAGAACAGAAAUAAAAAAUGGGCAGAUAUUAGCAGCAAAUAUUUCUAGUGUAAUCAAAUCAAUGAUGGAUAAAAAACAACAAGCACUGAAGAGAAUACUGGAAGCGGUCGAAGGAGCUGCAUAUACGGCUCACAACCAACCAGCUCCUGGUGAAGAGUAUAAAUACCGAAGUGCUAAGCCCGACCCCGAAGCGCCUAAUUCGUCUAUACCUUUGGAACUGAAACAAAGUUCUCAUUUUUACGACAACUCUGUGAAUUUGUCUUACAGCUCUGUACACGUGCCAACUUAUGUUUAUGACAGGGCAUCAGAAGUAAUAAAAGCAAUAAAAUGGUCAGAAAAUUUGGACGACAUAUUCGAUUUCAACUACAGAAAUGAUCCAAGGAUGUCAUGGCAAUAUUUUGGCAGCACAACAGGAUUCAUGCGACAGUAUCCAGCUAUGAAAUGGAAUCAAACUCCUGUGGACUUGUACGACUGUCGAAUGAGACCUUGGUACGUAGAAGCGGCAGCUUGUCCCAAAGACAUACUCAUCCUGGUUGACAACUCUGGAUCUAUGAUGGGUCAAAGUAAAAUAAUCGCCAGACACGUCAUCAAUACACUACUUGAUACGUUAUCCGUUAACGACUACGUUAACGUGCUCGUGUUCAGUAAUGUCACCGAAGAAGUAGUUCCUUGUUAUAAAGACAUGCUUGUGCAAGCGACCCUCGCAAAUAUAAGGGAACUUAAAACGGGUGUCGAGAAUAUUGCUGAACCAAACAACAUAUCGGAUUUCAGUAUAGCGCUGACAGUAGCAUUUCAAACACUAGAAAAAUAUCGCGAAAGAAACAUGGGCGCUAUGUGUAAUCAAGCAAUAAUGCUGGUCACCGACGGCGUACCAGAAAAUUUUUAUUCGCUGUUCAAGUCGUUCAAUUGGCGAGAAGGUACAAAGGGAAUGCCGGUUAGGGUGUUCACGUACCUGAUUGGUCGCGAGGUUCCCGAAAUCAGAGAUGUGAAAUGGAUGGCGUGUGCGAAUCAUGGAUAUUUCGUCCAUUUAAGUACGGUAGAAGAAGUGCGAGAACAAGUGGUGCACUAUCUGCCUGUUAUGGCCAGACCUCUGGUACUGUUACAGAACUAUCAUCCGAUCAUUUGGACGCCACUGUACGCCGACGUGACGGAUCCAAAGAUGACGGACUACCUGUGGGAGCGAGAAGAAUGUCAUCAACAGAGAGAUGACACUUUAAGUUACAAGAGGACGAAAGAUAAAUUCUUCUAUCCAUCAAACCGAGAAAAACGGGAGCGUGUUCGAUUGAAAAAAGAGCAAAAUCAAAACAUGAACAUAAACAGGCAAAAGAGUCAUAAUUUGAUUACAUCACUUGCGAUACCGGCUUACGACAAAAUAACGAAAACCAAUAUCACUGUAAGAAGGCUAGUAAAUGAUAACAUCUGGGUUUGGGAAACACGAGAGACCAAAGUUGCCCAUCUACUUGGUGUCGUGGGAACCGACGUCCCGGAGCCGGACUUGAGAGAAGCAACGACGCCGCAUAUACUUGGUGUCAACAACUACGCGUUUAUCGUUACUAACAACGGUUUCAUAGUCACUCAUCCAGACCUCAGGCCAGUGUUUGGGAGCAUUUUGAAACCAAAUUACAAUAGUAUAGACAUGACCGAAGUAGAACUGGUCGAAUCCGACUUGGAGCCAAGAACAUUUCACCAAGAUUUACUGACACUCCGUGAUUACAUCAUCAACCAAACGACCGGCGACCAAGAACUUUCAGUAAAAUACCACUACGACAAUAUUAGAAGAGCUACGACCGCGAGCAGACAUUAUUAUUACUCGGUUGUAGAAGGUACGCCGUUUACGGUUGUUGUGGCUUUACAAGAGAAACAUUUUGGUCACAGAGUCAAAAUACCUGAAAGAUAUCAAAACUUAAAUGCCACAAGAUUGUCGCUUGCAGAUUAUUUCAAGGACGACGAUUGGAGGAUUCAUCCAGACUGGCUUUACUGCCGGUACGAGUACGACCGAGAUAAUAAGCUCAGCAAGGAAGAGGAGCUCAGACAUUUUCUAUCGCGCAUUAGUGCGAGAAGCAAUAUUUGGAACAAAUGGCCGCCGCCAAGGUUCUAUAGCGAAUCCUACUACUCAAAUGGGACGAAAAAGCCCGAAGAAAAACACGAGUGCAAAUGUUAUUGCAACAAAGAUCUUAUGUUAAGUUUGAUAUACGACGCUGACAUGACUAAAGGCAUAUUUACAGAGUCCAAAAAUGAUACAGAGAAAAAGAAAAAUCCGGCGGCCGUCUUGAUGAGUCUUUUGCCAAGAAACGAAUUCGAAAAAAGAUUCGGCGUCACGCUGGCUUUCGUGGCCACUCAUAGCGGACUCACAAGGUGGAUGGGCUACGAGCAGAAACCGAAAUCGCCACAGCCAAAGUUCAUCCAAGAAAACGUACACUCCAUCGAAGAAGUGUGGUACAGGCGAGCGGUCGAGUACAAUUCGGUGUACGACGAGAGCUAUGUGUAUUCCGUGCCUUUCGAAAUCGAAGACCACAAAUCUACGCUGGUUACAGCCAGCCAAGCAGUGUUCGUCGCGAGCAAGGAAUACAAGAACAAGAAAGCCGCCGCCGCCGUAGUGGGAUACCAGUUCAGGCAUUCGGCGCUCCAAGAAUUAUUCACCAACAUAACGAGUCAGUGUUUUUCGGAGAACGGGUGUACGCCAAAAAACACGUGUCUGUCCGAAGAACAAGACUGUUUCAUAUUGGACAAUAACGGAUACGUAUUGGCGUCGGAACAUGUAAAAGAGACUGGUUUGUUUUUUGGUAAAAUCAACGGAGUCGUAAUGAACAUGAUGGUGGCUGAAAAGAUUUACAAAGAAAUCCGCAUUUACGACUACCAAGGGGUAUGCUUUAAUCGGGAAAACGAAGGCGACGCCAGCAGUUCAUCGUUCCUAUACACCCCGAUACAUCACUUGCGACAAAUGAUCGGAUGGCUGAUCGGACGCGUACUGUGGAUAGCAGCUCACACGAAUUAUCAAUGGAUGUUGUCUCAGGCGCAGGCCAUAUUUGAACACAUACCAGACUACCAGGAAGACGAAGAGAGCAACUACAGUUCGGAGACUUUGAAUAGUUUCAAAAUCGAAGGAGAAAAAGCGCUUAAGUACGUUAUGAUCAAUCGGACACGACCAAAAACGUGCGAUCGCGUUGUCAAUUUGUACACGCUUACCUCAAAGAUACCCGAACGAGUGGAACGCAAUUCCAUGUGUGACAGACCUUACGAAGUUCGAAAAAUAAUGAACACAAACCUAAUACUGUUGGUGGUGAAUGCUGUAUGUCUGGGGAAUAUGCAGCCAGCCAACUUUGAUACCAUACCUCAAGAAGUUCCUUAUUCAAACAUUUCGUUAAGUUGCCAAAAAGCCAUCUACAGUCUACCACGGUGUAGGCCCAAAAUGAACUGCAUUCGAUCACAUCACCAAGAGCACGAGAUUUACGACAAAAUGUGCGGUACGGGUAAUUUAAUUGCGCCCACAUCAAUGUUAAUCAUUCUAAUUUUUACAAUCAAUUUUUUAUAAUUCCUUUUUUAGUCUUAAAUUAAAAUCAAAAUCUCUAUCUUUGUUUUUACAUUAGAUAACUUUAAUAUCAACAGAGUUAUCUGAUCCGAUAUCAAGUUUGUCGGCUAU
Adelges cooleyi (spruce gall adelgid) is the source of this 4050-nucleotide messenger RNA. RefSeq names its product voltage-dependent calcium channel subunit alpha-2/delta-3 (gene stj). Gene Ontology annotation, cellular component: voltage-gated calcium channel complex. Lineage: Eukaryota; Metazoa; Arthropoda; Insecta; Hemiptera; Adelgidae. The transcript is spliced from 29 exons. The coding region runs from base 214 to 3942 and encodes 1242 amino acids. The record is from RefSeq and is a predicted model, not a curated record. Gene Ontology annotation, molecular function: voltage-gated calcium channel activity.